Molecule: messenger RNA, 4047 nt
Organism: Phalacrocorax carbo (great cormorant)
Lineage: Eukaryota; Metazoa; Chordata; Aves; Suliformes; Phalacrocoracidae
Source: RefSeq, a predicted model, not a curated record
CGCCGCCGCCCCGCUUCCUCCGCCCGUCCCCGCCGGGCGGGUCUGGUGCGUGGCACAGGCUCCGGCAGCCCCGGAGCUUUCUAGAGCCGCCGGGUCCGUCCCGCAGGCAGCGCCCCCGGUCGGUGCCGGCUCCCGUGGCGGGAUCGCGGCGGGGAAGCCGCCUCCAUGGUGCCUCCGGCGGUGCUGCUGCCCUGGGCGCUGCUGGCGCUGCUCGGGGCGGGGGGCGGCGGUGCCUCCGAGCAGGAAGAAAACCUUCUGGUACUUACUGUUGCCACCAAGCAGACAGAGGGAUUCCAACGCUUCAGAAGAUCAGCCCGAUUCUUCAACUACAAAGUCCAGGUGCUGGGGCUGGAUGAGGAAUGGCAGGGUGGAGAUGACAAGAAGCCAGCAGGAGGUGGGCAGAAGGUCCGUCUCUUGAAAUCAGCUUUGAAGCAGUAUGCAGAUAAGGAAGACUUGAUCAUCCUUUUCAUAGAAAGCUAUGAUGUACUUUUUGCUUCGGGCCCCGCAGAACUGCUGAAGAAGUUCAGACAAGCCAAGAGCAAGGUGGUCUUCUCAGCAGAGAAUUACAUCUAUCCUGACAGAAAGUUGGAAGCCAAGUACCCUCAGGUGCGAGACGGAAAGCGCUUCCUGGGUUCUGGAGGCUUCAUAGGUUAUGCUCCAAACCUGAAGAAGCUUGUGGAGGAGUGGAAAGGACAGGAUGAUGACAGUGACCAGCUCUUCUAUACGAAUGUCUUCUUGGAUCCAGAAAAAAGAGAAAGUAUCAACAUCAGUCUAGACCAAAGAAGCCGGAUCUUCCAAAACCUAAAUGGAGCAUUAGAUGAGGUAGUUCUGAAGUUUGAAAACUCACGAGUGAGAGCAAGAAACUUGUUAUAUGACACUCUGCCUGUGGUGAUUCAUGGAAAUGGACCCACCAAGCUGCAGCUGAACUACCUGGGAAACUACAUUCCUCAGAUAUGGACGUUUGAGACUGGCUGCACUGUGUGUGAUGAAGGUCUGCGAAGCCUCACAGGGUUUAAGGACGAGGCAUUGCCAAUGAUCCUGAUUGGCAUUUUCAUCGAGCAGCCCACCCCGUUCCUCUCCCAGUUCUUCUUGCGGCUUCGUAACCUUCAUUACCCAAAGCAACGAAUCCAGCUCUUCAUUCACAACCAUGAGCAACAUCACGUGAUGGAGGUGGAGUCUUUUGUUAAAGGGCAUGGCAAAGAGUAUCUCGCCAUCAAAGUGUUUGGGCCAGAUGAUGAGGUGGAGAAUGCAGAGGCACGUAACUUGGGCAUGGAUCUGUGCAGAAAGGAUCCUGACUGUGACUAUUACUUUAGCCUGGAUGCUGAGAUAGUUCUGAAGAACCCAGAGACUCUAAGGAUCCUGAUCGAACAGAACAAGCUGGUGAUCGCCCCACUGGUAAGCCGCCAUGAGAAGCUGUGGUCAAAUUUCUGGGGAGCGCUGAGCCCUGAUGGAUACUAUGCCCGCUCAGAAGAUUACGUGGAUAUUGUUCAAAGGCGGAGGGUCGGGCUUUGGAACGUUCCCUACAUCAGCAGUGUUUACAUGGUUAAAGCCAAGGCUCUGCGGUCAGAGCUUGACCAGGAAGAUCUCUUCCACAGUGGCAAGCUGGACGCUGACAUGGCUUUCUGCCACAACGUUCGGAGUCAGGGAGUCUUUAUGUACCUGACAAAUCGGCAUCAGUUUGGACACAUACUGUCGCUGGAGAAUUAUCAGACAACUCACCUCCACAACGACCUCUGGCAAAUAUUCAGCAAUCCUGAGGACUGGAGAGAAAAGUACAUCCAUGAAAACUACACAGCAGCUCUGAAAGGGAAAUUGGUAGAAAUGCCCUGCCCAGAUGUUUACUGGUUCCCCAUAUUCACUGACACUGCCUGUGACGAGCUGGUGGAAGAAAUGGAACAUUAUGGGCAGUGGUCCACAGGUGACAACAAGGACAGCAGAAUACAAGGAGGAUAUGAGAACGUCCCAACUAUUGACAUACACAUGAACCAAAUUGGCUUUGAAAGAGAAUGGUAUAAGUUUCUUCUGGAGUAUAUUGCACCCAUCACAGAGAAACUGUACCCAGGAUACUAUACCAAGACUCAGUUUGAGCUUGCCUUUGUAGUUCGCUACAAACCUGACGAGCAGCCCUCUUUAAUGCCCCAUCAUGACGCUUCCACCUUUACCAUUAACAUUGCUUUGAACCGAGUUGGAAUAGACUAUGAGGGAGGAGGCUGCCGGUUCCUGCGCUACAAUUGCUCCAUUCGAGCUCCGCGGAAAGGGUGGACCCUUAUGCAUCCAGGACGCCUGACCCACUAUCAUGAAGGCCUUCCAACUACCAAAGGAACCCGCUAUAUCGCAGUGUCCUUUCUUGACCCCUAGAGCCAUGCUUCACAGGAAGGACCUUUCCCUGGCCCUGCUCACUGCUGACUUUGAGUGGAAAAAGGGAAUGCUGCUGAGAGUUCCUAAGUCAUUGAUCAAAGCUAUUUGGAUAUUGAUUUUGAAUGAUAUUUUAAGACUCCACUACUGGAAGAUCUCCCUGUCUGAUACUGCAGGUAAUAUCUAGGAAUAUUGCUGUAGAAUUUGGAAGGAGAUUUUGUGCCUUCAUAUCUGAUUCUGCACCUCAUCCACUGUUUCUUGGAAAUGCGAUUUACUUGAACCUUCACUGAUUGGUUGACUUUACAAAAAUCCUUUCUUGGACUGGAAAUCCAGCUUUUUGGAGGCAAGUCACAAGCUCUAUCUCCAAGUAGCUGGAAGCCCAUUUUCAUCCACAGCAUGUAUGGGACUGGACAUUAGAUGAUAAUUCCUGGAUACUAUUCCAAAUACGAACCAAUCAGGGAGCUGACUCCAGGAGUCGUUACAGUUAAAUGUCAUACCAGAUGAAACUCAGCAAUAACAGCCUGAAGAUCAUCUGAUUCCUUACCUCUUUGCAGUCCUUGGAAGCAUGUCACAAAGUGCAAAGCAGCAGCAGCGGCAAUAUAGGUGCUUCUGGUUAGCUAAAGGAAGGUCCGCUAAUGAUACUUCACCUCUGGGAUUGGACUGAAGAGAUAAAACAUAGCCUCCCUAUCUGUUAUUACUGCAGCUAAGAGGGACAUGCAUACCCAGACAAAUUCAGGCCAUGUUGGUAUGUGUAGGUAAAGUCUAAUAAAGGGAAGGCUAGAUCAGGCAGGAGGGCUUCACUGCUGAAUUGUCUCUGUUCUAGCCCAUGUUAAGACUGCCAAAAGCUCUAAUCAAUCUUUGGAUAACAACCCAGAGGUCCCAGUGGUCUUUGGUGGCCUCACUCCCUUUCUCAGAGAUGGUUUUGAUAAUUUUCCUUGCAUCUAAUUUGAAUGGCCCAUCAAAGAGGUAUUCUCUGGUACUUAGAGGAAAUCAUUAUUUAGUGUUUCUGUUAUUUGAGAUGCCAAACCAAAACAUGCCACUGUUAAGAGAGGUUAGAAAGGGAAAGGGGAGAAACCUUUUCUGCCCUUGCUUAUCAGACACCGUUAUGCUCUGGGUCUGCCAGACCAGUAUGUUUCACAAGCAAUAAAUUCACAUCAUGAUUGUCCUUUGGGGAAAAAAAGGUCUUCCUUAGUUCUUUGUGGCUCCAGCUUCUACUUCUGAUUGUCAGGUGUAGAGCCCCCACGUCUAGGACAGGUCGCAUUAAUGGAGGCAGAAUAGCUUUAGAUGUGUGAAGCCUAGCAGGGAAUUUUAUACAAUUGGAAUGGACCUGGAGAAGGUGACAUAGACCAUUUUCUGCCGCUUUCCACAUGCUUUUUAGGUCUCUUUCAAGGCUACGCACCCACAUGUGCCCAGGGGAGAAAAAUCCAGGCAGGGACAAUCGGUUUGAAAAUAAAUUUGAAUAAUAAAUCUUGUUAGGUGGAAUCUAGAGCUGUCUAUUACCAACUGAAGGGACUUGAUGGGCCAAUCGUUAAGAAGAUGUCGAAAAGGUGUAUGUAUUUAUUCAGCAGCGGGUUUUUUUUUUUCACUUAUUUUGUUGCGUCUUUCCUCUGCCCAGUGCGGUGGUUGGAAUUAACUCGGAGUCGGUCACACGAGAUGUACGGUUUCUCGCAUUAAACCCGUUCCCCCCCCUUC